This is a messenger RNA of Etheostoma spectabile (orangethroat darter), 1180 nucleotides long. It is a transcript of the gene hapstr1b, whose product is annotated as HUWE1 associated protein modifying stress responses b. NCBI's taxonomy places the organism in Eukaryota, Metazoa, Chordata, Actinopteri, Perciformes, Percidae. Bases 236 to 1027 code for a protein of 263 amino acids. The transcript is spliced from 4 exons. The record is from RefSeq and is a predicted model, not a curated record.
AGGUGUUGUCAUCGUGUUCCUUUAGUUUGGUGUGUUUUACACUGGGCGUGCGGCCGCAGUUUAAGACGUUAUAAUGCGACUUUAGCAUAGAUUGUUAGAGUUGUUUAACGUAUUUAUCCUAUAGUGUACUGAAGAAAGACCGUUAGGUAUAUUCAGGAAACCAACAAUCCUAACUACAUUUCACACGAAAGCUAACUUUAGCUUAUAAGCUACUAGCUAACGCCUAACGUUAGCUAUGGAGGAGAAGAAGGAGGAGAGAGAAGCGGAGAUCCAAGAGCACGGCCCCGAACACUGGUUCUCCAAAUGGGAAAGGCAGUGCUUAGCAGAGGCCGAACGGGAUGAUCCAAACGAAGAGGAGACGGAACAAAGCCAACAGAAACUGUGGCACCUCUUUCAGAACUCGGCCACUGCAGUAGCUCAGCUCUACAAAGAUAGAGUAUGUCAGCAGCAAGGCCUCUCUCUCUGGGUGCCCUUCCAGAAUGCAGCCACAGCUGUCACUAACCUGUACAAAGAGAGUAUGGAGGCCCGCCAACGGAGCUAUGAUCUGGGCAUCCACUUAGGCCACCAGCGCAGGAAUAAGGAUGUGAUUGCAUGGGUUACGAAACGCAGGAGAACUAUCAGGCGCGAGGACCUCAUCAGCUUCCUGUGUGGCAAAGUUCCCCCUCCACGGACAGCUCGCGCCCCUCCAAGGGUUGCCAUGGUGUCUGCAAGCCGACCAUCACCCCCAGAGACAGGUAGCUCUGUGGAGACCGACCUGCAGCCUUUCAGAGAGGCCAUAGCACUGCAUGGCCUUAGUGGUGCCAUGGCAAGCAUUUCUGUGCGUUCGGGUCCUCCUGGUUCACCAACUCACCCUGCCCAAUCCCUUAGUCGUCGUAGGAAUGGUCUUCAUGAUGUGGACCUCAACACCUUCAUUGCUGAGGAGAUGGCGCUGCAUUUGGAUUCAACAGCCAAUCGUAAAAGAGGCCCUGCCCCCUGUAGUGAUGUCAUCACAGACUCACCUACUCAUAAACGUAACAGGAUGCUCUGAACUUUUCCUACACCACUUAUCCCUCCGUUGUCCUCUCCUUGGUGGCCGACUGGACAGCUGAUGAGGACUGAUGCCUUGGCCAACCAUUGAAAUCUUCCUCCUUUUCAUCUUAGUUGCAAUGCUACAAAUAAACUUAACAAUUACCAAUCCACA